AUGUCUACUGGUUUUCGUUACCGCCCUGAAAUCCUGGAGAAUAUCCCAGCAGAGCGAACCCGCUGUCUCAAACAAUAUGAAGACUGGUUCACGGUUGAGACACCCAAGCUCAAGGAAAUCACAGAGCACUUCGUCAAGGAACUAGAAAGGGGCCUUACAAAAGAAGGCGGUAAUAUUCCCAUGAAUGUCACUUGGGUAAUGAGGUGGCCCAAUGGCCAUGAAGAAGGGCGGGUUCUGACCAUCGAUAUGGGUGGCACGAACCUGCGUAUUUGUGAUGUAUCUUUGUCUACAGGAAGGAGAGAUUUUGAGCAAAUUCAGAGGAAGUACAAACUCCCGAAAGAGGUCAAGACAGGGACCGGCGAGCAACUUUGGGAUUUCAUUGCCGAUCAGUUACAAUCCUUCCUCCAUGAACAUCACAGCGGAGGCCAGGGCGCCGACGAUCUGCCGUUGGCUUUCACAUUCUCGUUUCCGGUCGAUCAAAAGAACAUCAGAAGUGGUGUUCUUCAGCGCUGGACCAAGAACUUCGACGUCUCAGGGGUGGAGGGCCAUGAUGUCGUACCCCAACUCGAAGCGGCCUUCCGGAGAAAGGUAAGCAUCAUCAGCCACCCAGAGUCAAUGCUUGGUGUCUCACUCGUCCAGCAAAUUGCAGUGAAAAUUGUCGCAUUGAUUAAUGACACCACUGGCACGCUCAUCGCCUCACACUAUCGUGAUCCACAUAUCAAGGUUGGAAGUAUCUUCAGUACCGGCACCAAUGCUGCAUAUAUGGAAGAAUGCCGGCUAGUGCCGAAGCUAGAGGGCCUGGGCCUUCCCGAAGAUGCGAAAGUGAUCAUUAACACCGAGUACGGUGCAUUUGACAACGACCGAAAAGUUUUGCCCUUGACCCCAUUCGACCAUCAAAUUGACCGAGAGUCAGUUCAGCCGGGGACACAGAUAUAUGAGAAGAUGGUUGCCGGGCUCUAUAUUGGAGAAAUGCUGCGAUUAGUACUCGUCAAACUACACGAAGACGGGCAUCUGUUCAAGGGUCAGGAUAUCACGCGUCUUCGACAUGAAAAUACGUUAGAUGCCACAUUCCUCUCUAUCGGCGAAAUGGAUAUUUCCGACACUCUGGAUGAGAUGAAAGAAGAAUUUGAGGAGAAUCUGAGUCUUUCCCCAGAGCUGAAUGAUCUCAAGAUAUGUCGGUAUCUCAUUGGCUUGAUUGCAACUCGUGCAGCGCGACUAUAUGCCUGUGGGAUUGCAGCCAUCUGCAAGAAAAACAAGAUCAAGAAAUGCCAUGUCGGGGUGGAUGGUUCCGUUUUCAAUAAGUAUAGUGGGUUCAAGGCCCGAGCCUCUCAGGCUCUGCGCGAGAUCUUCGGAUGGCCGCCCAGCGAACUAGAUUUGAUCGCGCUCAACGCGUCCGAGGAUGGCUCGGGGGUUGGAGCCGCUCUUUCCGCUGCAUUGGCGCUGGGGUGUCAUGGAAAGAAUUCCAAGGUCGAAGCUCCUCCCAAUGUUUCCUAG
Molecule: messenger RNA, 1494 nt
Organism: Penicillium macrosclerotiorum
Lineage: Eukaryota; Fungi; Ascomycota; Eurotiomycetes; Eurotiales; Aspergillaceae
Gene: hxkB
Product: putative hexokinase
Exons: 2
Coding region: 1-1494 (497 amino acids)
Biological process (GO): glycolytic process; glucose 6-phosphate metabolic process; intracellular glucose homeostasis
Cellular component (GO): mitochondrion; cytosol
Molecular function (GO): mannokinase activity; fructokinase activity; ATP binding
Source: RefSeq, a predicted model, not a curated record